CAUAAACAAACCCACGUGGUGGUUGACUUUGUUUUGGGUCCACGUGGUCACUAAAAGUUGUUCUCUGUAGGCAAUUUGUUUACAUGUGUACAGUACAGCUGCAGAUGGAAGAAACUCACAAUGAUUGGAUGAAGGUCGCGUCCCACUCCAGGCCUGGAGUCUUCUACUACUUCAACAAGGCCACUAAGGAGAGCAAGUGGAAGUUGCCACAAACCUCCAAAGCGAAAGUGUCGAAGAGAGAUGAGAAUGUAAAAGUGAAAGUGACUCAAAGUGCAGCCAUCCCGCGGUCCUCUCAGUCCCUCCCCCACACUAGGGUCACCACCAGUCAUGCUGGACUAGGCUCUAAAGGGUUAGUGAGUAACAGCACGACUGUUCCUGUGCUGCGAAUCAGCCAGUCCCUCCAGCCCAAGAGCAGCUCAGGGAGGAGCAAUGCUGGGACUGGGACUAGUGGGAGAGUACACCUGCAGACUAACAGCAACAACUGCAUGGAGACCGUCAGUCCAGAUUUAUGGGCUGGUGAGGAGGAGGCUAUGGAGGUUGAGGAGCGCUGGGGUGAUGAUGAUGAUGUCAUCGAUAUGGACGUAGACAUGUCGGAAGAGGAACAGAUGGCUCUUAUCAGUGAGAUCCACACGACCAGGAACGACCUCCCCCUGGCUACCUCAGUGGGGAGUGUCACACAGAAGGCUCCCUUCUCUCUCACCAACACUAAGCUGUACCUUGUACUGGACACCAACAUUCUCAUCUCUCACCUCGGCUUCCUACGUGAGCUCAAGGACUAUGCCAUCAAGAACGUGGGUCGCCCAGUCCUAGUGGUUCCCUGGGUAGUGAUGCAAGAGCUCGAUGCUCUCAAGACACGUAGUAGCUCACGACUAGCUGGCAAAGCAAGGGACGCGAUACGCUUCUUGAAUGACAGCUUCUCCGCCGAACAUCCCAGGAUCAGAGGUCAAACUAUGGAGGAGGUCCAUACUGAGCUCAAUAACAUUGCUAUUAGCAACAAUGAUGAUCGUAUUCUACACUGCUGCCUCUUGUACCAGGAGAAGGUCAAAGUUCACGGAGGGGUGGUGGUCCUAUUUAGUAACGACGUUCAACUGUGUAGUAAGGCAAUGGUGAAUCAAGUCAAGGCUCUCAAUAGGAAGACACUACUAAAUGACCUUCGAACUCUCUUCAAGGGCGGCGACCUAGCACCUGUUGUGUCGUCUCAGGGACAGUCCCAUGGUGGACACGCCCACUACAACCCACCACCUGCUCUAAUUGGAGCACACCAAGUGUCUGCCACUCCUCCUCCGGCAGCAGUUCCCGUCACCAGAGCAGAGGUGGAGGACCUACUGUGUGAGGCAGAGCGUGUGAUGGGGACUGCACUGUCAGCUGCCAUCCGGGAGGAGUUCGUUAAAGCGUACGGGGCAGAUCUGUGGCAGGACAUUCUUAGAAUCAAGCCUCCAUGGAAACUCCAAGACACCGUCACGCUGAUUGACAAGCAUUGGAUAGCAGUGUUCCGAGACCCGCUGCCACCUGGUAUCCAGUUCUCGUGUGUGGCAGGUCUAUUGCAGCACGUGAAGAGCAGGGACCGGAUGGUGCCAACCGUCGGAGUGCUGGAUGACUUCACCUCCAAGGCCACAGCGCUACUCAGAGCCUUCGCCAAUGUAUCGGGGUAUGAUGGUGUACUGCCUCAGUCCAUAGCUCAGCUGGCAUCCGUAUCUGAGAGGAUAUCGCUACUCAAAGCACGGGGGCUGGCGACCACACAGAGACGUCAUGUGACUAGUCAUGUGACAACUCCCAACAGACUAGGGUUGUUUCAACGUACUUCCUCUGGAGGCAGUUUGAGUACCACGCCCACUUCUCCUACUAGCCCGCUAGGUCAGCCCCUCCCACUCAUCACUAAGCUAUUGCGGCCGUCGUGUGAUGAUCUCCUGCGUCUGGUUGGUGCUCAACCGCCCACUCCCCUGGAGCAACUGGAAUGGGUCAUCGGGAUCAUUAAGGCCAUUUCCGAACAGUGCUGCAGUGGUCGGAUCUUCUACGCCAUCAACAACAAUCCUCAGUCACUGUCUGACAAACAAGAAGCGAGCAUAUUCCUGUCUCAACUGCUCGUCAUUCUCAAGAGCACCACCACCGCCAUUAACAACCUCCUCGUCUGCCAGACAACCACUCGCGAAGACAUCACUCAAAUGCUCAUCUCAUUUGAUACCUUCCUCAACACAACAAUGGGCAUACACAGUCCCCUAACCUUGCAAGGCUUCACACACUGCGUACAAAUGGACGGUAGCAAAGUGCAACAGAUGCUCAUCCAAGCACUGGGUGGUUUCAGUGCCAGGGUCGGAGCACUCGAGCAGUUACCACGGGAAUUAGGACUAUAGCGCAGUGCUGUCACUUAAUUGUAUACUUGUUAGGGUUAUUAUUUUGUAGGUUAGUGUUUUGUAAGCAUCCCCUCACAUUCUAUGAUUUCCUGUCAAUAUUUAUCUCAUCGUUUGCUCAUUCAUUUUGUCGAUCAUCUCAUUAUUAUCUGUUUUUUGUUAUUAUUACUCCCUAUUAAAUCAUUCAUUUGUACACUGUAUAAUUAUACAUGUUGUUCAUUCAUGAUUAUCAUUAUAUAUAUCGGAGUUAGAUCAAUUGUCGUUAGGAAUG
This is a messenger RNA of Halichondria panicea, 2619 nucleotides long. RefSeq names its product transcriptional protein SWT1-like. The transcript has 15 exons. Gene Ontology annotation, molecular function: protein binding. The record is from RefSeq and is a predicted model, not a curated record. Bases 84 to 2351 code for a protein of 755 amino acids. Gene Ontology annotation, cellular component: nucleus. NCBI's taxonomy places the organism in Eukaryota, Metazoa, Porifera, Demospongiae, Suberitida, Halichondriidae.